GGCAGGCUCACAUAGCCGUUGAUAUGUUUAUCGUGUUCUGCGCAUUGAUAACCAAAUAUCACGUACCCGGGGUGGCGACACGUAACACGUCUCCUGCCACUCAGUCAACAUGGCAUGAUGUCACUGUUAUCAACACUGCCGUCUAGUCACACAUCAAAGGCUUUUUCUCAGAAAUGACUUCCUUGGGACCUCCGGGUACAUACCUAGGUAAGUCUUUCUCCUACCCGCGCCUCAAACGCUUCAAUGAACUCUUCUGCAUUUUAUUGACUGUGGGAGGGGGCGUGUUUCAUUUUUUUUUACAAUUUUCUGAAACACAUUAGCUAAACUUUCUGCAGUGGUGUCAUGGAGUUUAGUUGAACGAAGUUCAGAUGUGCCACUGAACAUUAGAAGAAACAAUGGGAAAAGAAAAUGCGGGUGGAGACAUCUAAAGGUGUGGUCAAGCAGACACACAGACCGCAUCCAUGCAGACUGCACUGGGUCCUCCUCCUGGUCACUAGCUUGACCUUCUGUACCCUGUAUGUUACUGGCACUUUAGGUAUUUCAGCAAACGUGUGUCCAAGUUCAUCUUGCAGUCGGCUGGCUUCACUCACUUGCACGUUUAGUGAGGAUGUUCGCGAGAAUCGACGAGAUUUCAAGAUCGUCGAUAAACAUUCAGUGACUGCACUUAAAUGCAUGUGGAGAAACGAUGAGUCGUACUGUCAUGUGGAGCAGGCUACCGUUACAACUGGACUGUGACAGACAGUGUCACCAUCCAGAAGCCUUAUGACACACAACUGCCAACAUGUUCGUGCUACAUUGUCAGUGCAGACAAAAGUGAUCAUGAACGACCGUGCAGUGUUGAAGACAUGACCGUGGAGCAAGCGGCCCAAAACAACCAAACAGCAGGAGACAGACAGUUGCUGGCGUACGGCGCAAAAGACCGGGCAGUGUGUGACAUCCCACCUACAGAUGUAAACAGCACCGUGACACUAACAUGUUAUUUCCCUGCUGAUGUCAGUGUAAACAAGAAGAAUUUCAUUGUGUAUCACUCAGUCACUACUCAAGCCCCAGUUGCUGUUAUAAAUGCAACAUGGUAUGAAGGCCAGUACCUGUUUUCUCUCGCCCCCGGCUUUGGUCUGGAGGGCUCUCAGUCGGAUGGUCGUGCCUUCACCUUUUACAUACUGCAGGUCAGCAAGGGUCACAAUGGAAUGUACUCCUGCAAUCCUGAUGGGUAUCACGACGGUGACAUCAAGGGAUGUGAACUGGUCCUAAACAAGAGUGGAAGUGAAUCAGUAGACAGCCAUGAACAGAAAGGAAACAGCACAGACUGCUCUAAUCAUUCUAAGACGACAGACAUUUAUUUCAUUUUAUUUAUCAUCGCCACCGUCUUAUCCGUCUGCAUUCCUCUCGUUUGUCUGAUCUUCGUAUUGCGCAGGUAAGCAGGAAAUACUAGU
Pomacea canaliculata is the source of this 1433-nucleotide messenger RNA. RefSeq lists its product as uncharacterized. The coding region runs from base 846 to 1418 and encodes 190 amino acids. NCBI's taxonomy places the organism in Eukaryota, Metazoa, Mollusca, Gastropoda, Architaenioglossa, Ampullariidae. The record is from RefSeq and is a predicted model, not a curated record. The transcript is spliced from 9 exons.